GAAGAUAUUAAUCCGUUUGCACAGGUUGAGCAAGCACCUCCGCGACCUUCCUCAAAACCUGCAGUAGCUCCAGCGCCAGCAGUGAAUCCUGUCUUAAGUAACGAUGAGCUAUUUCGACGUCAAGAAGAACUGGAGCGAAAAGCCCAAGAAUUGCGACGGAGAGAACAAGAAUUGGAGCGACAGCAAAGAACUGGUCGCAGUGGGUCCGCAGGAGAUGCGCGACCCCAUAACUGGCCACCAAUUCCAUCAUUUAUUCCAAUUCAGCCAUGUUUUUAUCAGGAUAUUGAAGUGGAGAUUCCUGUACAAUUUCAACGCACAGUUACUUUAGUUUAUUACGUUUUUUUGUGUUAUACGCUUGCUUUGGCGAUCAACGUUCUUGCUUCCUUUUUUUACGUUAUUUUUGGUAGUGGGCCUAUCGGCAUAUUGAUUCUAGCGAUCAUACAGAUUUUGCUGCUUUCGUCUUGCUCGUUUCUAUUCUGGUUCCGCCCAGUGUAUAAGGCAUUCAGGAAUGACAGUUCAUUCAAUUUCAUGAUCUUCUUUUUUGUCCUGUUCUUUCAUUCACUGUUCACACUCGUACAGGCUCUUGGCGUUUCUCAAUAUGCUUGCGGUUGGAUUAAUGGUAUUAACACAUUUAAUCAGAGCAUUUUCGCGUCAUUUCUAAUGAUUAUUUCGGCAAUCGCAUUCACGGGAUCAUUUGUGGGAAUGGUUUUCGCCCUAAUUAGAGUACAUCGCUAUUAUCGCGGUGCUGGUUUUAGCUUGGAUAAGGCAUGCAAAGAAUUUUCGGACGGUGUUAUGGCCGAUCGCAAUGUUCGGCAGGCAUCUAAAGCAGCAGCAACAGCUGCCACGACACAUGCUGUUAACCAGACACUGCAAGGCGGACGAUAUUAA
Messenger RNA from Thelazia callipaeda (thelaziosis nematode), 888 nucleotides. The record is from the annotation of a GenBank genome assembly. NCBI's taxonomy places the organism in Eukaryota, Metazoa, Nematoda, Chromadorea, Rhabditida, Thelaziidae.